Molecule: messenger RNA, 1610 nt
Organism: Sitodiplosis mosellana (orange wheat blossom midge)
Lineage: Eukaryota; Metazoa; Arthropoda; Insecta; Diptera; Cecidomyiidae
Product: 3-oxoacyl-[acyl-carrier-protein] reductase FabG-like
Exons: 2
Coding region: 604-1377 (257 amino acids)
Molecular function (GO): oxidoreductase activity
Source: RefSeq, a predicted model, not a curated record
GAAGGAAGUUGUCGAUGCCAUCGCAUUUUUGGCCAAUGAAAAUCAUUCUGCCUUCAUCACUGGAGUUCUUUUGUGCGUUGAUGACGGUUUGGGCAGAAAGAGCGCCUUUUAAUACUCGUAUAAUACAAAUUUUUACACACCGAAAUAUCCUUUAAUUAUUUUGUUGUUGUUGUUGUGGUUUUUGUUGAAGCAAUCACAAAGUGUACUCAAAACGAUAGAUUCUAUCGGAUAGACGAUGAAAAAGAAAAGAUUAAAAUAAAUUCCCCGGUGGUGGCGGCGGCUACAACGAUAAUAUCGAUGUGAUUGAAACGCCUGCGCUUCAAAUUGCACCUCCCAAACCAAAAAUUAAAUGGAUAAUUUACGAUUUUGAUGUUAUCGAAAGUGGUUUCAACUGUAUAGCUUGGACGUUUAACCUAGUCUCGUUGGAAAUAUGGAAACUUUGUAAAAUAUUCACAACGACCAACCGCAAUCGAUAUGGUUUGACAUCAAUUGCAGGUGAAUUUUCCGAGUACUUUUCGUUGCAUAUCGCAGUGCUUGUCCGACUUCAAAUACUUUGGGUCAUUUUGUUUUUGGUUCGAAUUCGUUUCAAUAUUGGCUAGCGACAUGUCCUUCGAGAACCAAGUGGUCCUGAUAACCGGUGCAAGUGCCGGAAUAGGUAGUGCUUGCGUUGAAUACUUUGCUAAACAAGGAGCAUUACUUGCGCUGGUGGGACGAAAUGAGAAGAAAUUUGGAAAGAUUGUGAGAAAAAUCAAAGGAUAUGGCAUUACGAAUGAGCCGCUAGUGAUUAUAGCCGACGUAUCGGUUGAUAGUGAACGUAUUAUAAGUGAAACAAUUGAACAAUAUGGUCGUUUGAAUAUUUUGAUAAAUAAUGCCGGCUUCAGUAUUCCUGGAUCGAUUGAAACAUUGAAAAUGGAUGACUACGAUGCAAUGAUGGCAACGAAUGUUCGGGCUGUCGUUGAACUAACCCAGCAAGCUAUUGUGCACUUGGUUGAAACCAAAGGCAAUAUUGUGAAUGUCUCAUCGGUUGCUGGCAUAACAUCCAAUCCGAAUAUUCUCGCUUAUUCCAUGUCUAAGGCGGCGCUAGACCAAUUCACGAAGUGUGCGGCGAUGGAGCUAGCUCCAAAAGAAGUUCGAGUCAAUGCGGUGGUUCCAAGCUUCAUUGAUACUGAUUUCUAUGCUGGACACGGCCUAGAAAGAGGUGGAGACGAAUAUUCAGCUUUAGUUGAGGCCAAUAUUAAUGCACACCCGUUAGAACGCAUCGGUUAUACCAAGGAUUGUGUAAAUGCCAUCGCAUUUUUGGCCAAAGACAGCUCAAAUUUUAUCACGGCAGUUCUAUUACCCGUCGAUGGUGGCAUAUCGUCUAAAGGUGCAUUUUGAAGGAAAUUAUUCAGAAAGAAUGCUUUUUGGGAUUUGGAAAAUUACGAUUGUUGUUGUGAAUGUAAAGAAACAAAAAUCAAUACGAAAAAAUGACCAUAUUUCAUAUUGGGCGAUUGAUAAUAUACGCUGAAGAUUAAACUAAUAUUGUUUUUGCUUGUUAAACUGGAUAAACUGUAAUAAAAUAUAUAUUUGUUGGAAUAAAAAUGGGUAUUAUCGCAUAAUAAAACAUUUCA